CUCUUUCUUUUCAUGGUAAGGGGUUUUGAAUUCCCCUCUCUUUCACUUCUCCCUCCCCAAAAUGGCCACCUCUGUUCUCCUCCGCAGACGCCUCUUUUCCCUAAACCCUAAACCCUUCCACUUUCUCUCUCUAAAACUCCUUUCUUCUCUCUCCUCCACCCCGUCCACCUCUGGCCCCACGCCCUCUGAACCCUCGUCUCUCUCCGCCCGGAUGCGCUUCGUCUUUGAUCAAAUUGACGCCAUCGAGAAAGAGCACGCCGAGAAAGACCAGACACUCCAACGCAUACGCGCUUGGCGCGAAUCCAAGAAGUCCGCCACUCUAUCACAGUCCCAACCCCAGCCGCAAUCGCAAACUCAGAGCGAGGUUUCAGAUGUCGAUUCGGUUCCUGAUAAGUCGAAGGAGAUGGACUCGGAGAAGGAGAGGUGUUCUGUUGUGGGUCACGGCGGGGGGUUGAUGGAUAAGGAGGUGGAGUUGGUGCACCCUUGGCCGGAGUGGAUUGAGCUGAUGGAGAGGCUGGUGCAGCAGAAUUACUUCGAUCAUAAGAGGAAAGACGAGGAUAAAAUGAUUGAAGACUUGGGGUUUAGUGUUUCCGAUGCCGUAGAACAUGAAGGGUUCGAUUUUACUAGGGAUUGGAAGACUGUUCAGACUGCUGUUCUCAACUUUGGUCGCGAUAGAUUUGACAUUUUAAGGGCAUUGUCAAGACAUGAUCUUCAAAUUUUGGUUGGCUAUGGAUGCCCUAGUGCAGACAAGAGGGUUGUAUUUUCUGCCAAACUAUUGAGGAAACAUGUCCAUCUUGAUGAAGGAGAUGUGUGUAGUUCCUGCAAUUUGAGGAGCUCUUGUGAAAAAGCUUACCUACUUACAAAUAAGGAGGAUGAGGCUAGGACUAUUGAUGUUAUGCGUCUCUUAUUGACAUAUGCUUUUGAUCCUGUGAAUGGUUCAGUUGCUAAUAAGUCUCUUCUGAAGAUGAAAUCUGUGAAGAGUGUUAUACGGAAGUUGCUUCAUGAAGUGGUCAAGUUAAGUGCUGUUCCAAUAGAUCCAAAUCUUCCACCUCCUAUUAUCAAAAAGCCUCCACCAAAGGUGAAACAGCCGCCUCCUCCUCCUAAGAAGCGAGUUGGGCGUGAUGACAUUGAAAUGAAAAAAGGAGAUUGGCUGUGCCCAAAGUGCGACUUUAUGAACUUUGCCAAGAAUACUGUGUGUCUACAGUGUGAUGCCAAGCGUCCAAAGAGACAGCUGCUUCCAGGAGAAUGGGAAUGCCCCCAGUGCAAUUUCUUAAACUAUCGGAGAAAUGUGGUAUGCUUUCAUUGUGAAUUCAAGCGCCCACCAGAUGAUUACACUGAAAGUCAACUUAAGGAGAGGCAGCGUGGUCCCAGAAUGAGUUUAGAUAAUAAGAUGCCAGCUAGGGUUGCUAGGCAGGAUGUCUCUAAUGCUUGGAAUUUUAAUUUUGAUGAUGAUGAGUCAGAUGGUGCAGAUGUUGCUGCCUUUGAGUAUGCUGAUUCUAAAAAAUUGGAUAUCGAUUUUCCGCUAGACAAGCAAGUAGAAGUAAUUUCUAGGCCUCCAAAGGGGUACGAGACAGAUUUUUCUGGACCACAGAAACGAGGACUAGGAUUUAAUGAUUUUGAUGAUGAGGAAGAUGAUAUUGACAGUUAUGAGGUAGAUACUCGAAAUGAAAUACAGAAAAAUUCUCAAAUCAAUUACUCAGAGCUUGAAGUUAACUCUGAAUCUGAAGAUAUGGAUGAUGAUAAUCUGCUCAGCCGUCGCCACAACUCUUUGACUGAUAGAAAAUCCAAGUCAAUGCGUGAGAGGGUCACUUUGCCUGGUUCUGAGGAUUCCGAAAUUGAUUUUGAUUCUGACAAUGAACAUCCAAUUCGUUCAAAUAGGAAAUAUACAUCUAAACCAAGAACUACCACUAGGCAUUCCUCAAGUUUUGAGUCAGAUGAUGAUGUUGGUCUUAGUUCUGGCAGUGAAAUUGAUGAGGAUUUCAGAAGCCGGCAGAGGAAAGGAAAUAAAUCCAUUAGGGAUUUUGGGAGGAGAGGAAGCUCCAAGAAUAAAGGAGAGCAUUUCUCUGAUUUAGAGACUGAUGAUGAUGACCUAAAUUAUCACACAAGCAGACAAAGAGGUAUUGGAACUGGUCGAAAUGGCAGAUUGAAUCCCACGAAUCGCAGUGACAAGAUUGCUAGGAAAAGUAACUCUUUUGUGGAUGACUCCAACAGAAGAACAAGGGAUUUUCACAGGAACGGCAAGGGUAUUAAAGAUAAUAGAGACUCAUAUAGAACAGAUUCUACAUAUGGUGAAUCAUGGAACAGAAGUGGUAGAGGAUCCUAUAAUAGGGGUCAGGGAAGCAAUAACUAUGGUAAUCGACCAGACAGUUACCUAGAUGAUGAAAGAUACAGGAGGCCAAGAAUAAAUGUCAGAUGAAAUUGAUACAUGAUGAACAAUGUUUCAAGCUUUCAAUUGAAGGAUCUAGCAAUUCAAGUAGUUUUUCUCUAAAGAAGGUAAUUUUUAGAAUUUCUAAUGCUUCUGAGUAAUCUGCAGCUUGAGAGGAUGAUAUCUGGCACAUUAUCUGUCAACACCUGAGUGUUACUCUGGAUUUUUUAUUUGAAGACUUGGUGAAGUUAACGCAGGAAAAAGUGAGCAAGUAAAAGACAGACUGACUGACUGACUAGGCAUGACAGAAUUACCUUAUCUGGCUGAACGAAGUUGGUAGAAGUGAGACUUAUUUAUACAACAAUUACCCUUUUGUCAUAUUUAGGUUGCCCAUGUGAUUACUCUUACAUAGGCUUUCAAGCAAGCAUUCCAUUGAGGUCUGCUCUUAACAAGUUACAUGGUAAUAUCAGGAGGGUAACCUUCAUAUCAUAUUUAUACGCCCAAGCAGAGUGUAUGCAACUAAGGCGGUAAGCCAAGCAGCCCAAGUGGCAUUCCACUGCUACUAUACUAACUUGGUGCCAGGAUCUUGCUCUGGGUGUUUGUAAAGACAGGCCUUGUAUUAUGAAGUUUCAGCGCUAACCGGGUGGUGGAGAAGACAAGUGUGGAAGGGCAGGGUAAUGAAAUACUUGUGGUUUUCUGUGGAUAUAUUGGGUAUUUGCAUUGUUCUUAUCACUUGCUUUCUUUUAUGGUUUGUGGACAACUAAACUAUGUUUCUAAUUAUUUUCAAAAAAAAAAAAAACUAUGUUUCUAAUUACUAAAGAAGAAUGUGUUGUAGUUUCAAUCUUGCUAAAAACUUAGGCUUCUUUGGA
Molecule: messenger RNA, 3234 nt
Organism: Ipomoea triloba (trilobed morning glory)
Lineage: Eukaryota; Viridiplantae; Streptophyta; Magnoliopsida; Solanales; Convolvulaceae
Exons: 6
Coding region: 62-2416 (784 amino acids)
Cellular component (GO): cytoplasm
Molecular function (GO): mRNA binding
Source: RefSeq, a predicted model, not a curated record